GAGCGAGGCCGCCGCGGCAAGAGACAUGUGUGCUCAGUAUUGCAUCUCACUGGCUGACGUUGAAAAAGCACAAGCCAACAUUCACCGCCUCAUCCACCUCACACCUGUCCUAACCAGCUCCAUUCUGGAUGAAUUGGCUGGCCGCAGACUUUUCUUCAAAUGUGAGCUCUUCCAAAAGACUGGGUCCUUCAAGAUUCGUGGAGCCCUUAAUGCACUCAAGGGUUUGACUGCCGGCUCUCUCAGAGAAGGGGAGAAACCUAAAGCUGUUGUGACUCAUAGCAGUGGGAACCAUGGACAAGCUCUCACCUUUGCAGCCAAAUUGGAAGGAAUUCCUGCCUAUGUGGUGGUUCCCCGCACGGCUCCACCCUGUAAGAAAGCUGCAAUCCAGAGCUAUGGGGCCACGGUGGUGGACUGUGAACCCAGUGAUGAGUCCCGAACAGCGGUGGCAUCAAGGGUGGUGCAGGAGACUGAAGGCACCUUGGUGCACCCAAAUCAGGAACCUGCUGUGAUUGCCGGCCAGGGCACCAUUGCCCUUGAAGUCCUUCAGCAGGUUCCUCUAGUGGAUGCCCUGGUGGUGCCCGUUGGAGGUGGUGGCAUGAUUUCUGGAAUUGCAGUCACAGUCAAGGCCCUGAGACCCACCGUAAAGGUGUUUGCUGCUGAGCCGUGCAAUGCUGAUGACUGCUUCCAGUCCAAGCUGAGAGGGGAAUUGAUCCCUAACCCUCAUCCCCCAGACACCAUCGCCGACGGCGUCAAAUCCAGCCUCGGUACCAAUACCUGGCCCAUCAUUCGAGACUUUGUGGAUGAAGUCUUUACUGUAACUGAGGAAGAAAUCAUGCAAGCAACCAAACUUGUGUGGGAGAGGAUGAAGUUAUUUAUCGAACCGACUGCCGGGGUCGGAGUGGCUGCUGUGCUGUCCGAGCAGUUUCAAGCCGUUGCCCCAGAGGUUAAGAACAUCUGCAUCGUGCUGAGUGGUGGGAAUGCAGAUUUGACCUCCCUGACCUGGCUUAAGCAUUGCAGAGACCAAGAGGCUGGCAGCUGCUAAGAAGAAUCCAACCGACCCCGUCUUACCUAAUGGUUCUUUGAUGUGGCCCCUCCGGCCCCACUUUGUCCUCAGCUCCACCGGCUUAAACCACAGCACGUCCUCUGAGUCCAAGAAAGAAAGAGCACCAUGAACCCCAAAACUUGUAUACAGGGAAAGGCAACCUCCCUCAAUCCAGUUCAUGCUACACCCCGCCGAGCAGCUGCAGUGAGUUCCAAUAGCUCUGCCCGCAAGUGGAAUAAGACAGUCUGAAUGUCAAGUGAAAAAGCUGCAGUUGAGCCCCCCGGGAGAGAGGGAUGUGGAUCCCCUGCAGGGCAUAAAAACUCCCAGGGGUUUGCUUUUCUUUCAUAUGCCAGAGCUCCCUCUGGGAGGGAUUGCCUCUGGUCAGGUGCACUGAUAAUUUGAACCUGUGCAUUUUAAGAAAGUGUCCUAACAAGACAGCCAGUUCCCACCUCGGUUAAAGAACAUGUAGCGCACGACUGCCAUCUUUGUGAAGAUUUUAAAAGGGUGACCGCUGAGCACAAGCCUCUUGAUGAUCAUUCGGUCUGGAUCCACAGACAGCAGCGAACCGGUAGCGAUGAGGUCGUGCAUUCCUAGAGGACAGAGAGGAGCUGAGCGUUCAGCAGUCAAAGCCAAGCUUGGUCACACCAAGAGUCGAGCAAGAGAAAAAUAGCCAACCACAAGUCUCCUGUCAGGAAACAUAACACUAUCUCAUAGCUACUUCAUCCACUUGUGAACUCCUUGUGGGCAGGGAAUAUGUUUAACAACACUAUUGUAUUGUAUUCUCCCCAGCACUUACUACAGUGCUUUGUACAAAGUUAGUGUUCAAUAAAUACUGUUGACUGAUGAA
This is a messenger RNA of Tachyglossus aculeatus (Australian echidna), 1889 nucleotides long. RefSeq names its product serine racemase (gene SRR). The coding region runs from base 26 to 1042 and encodes 338 amino acids. Gene Ontology annotation, biological process: pyruvate biosynthetic process; L-serine metabolic process; D-serine biosynthetic process. The record is from RefSeq and is a predicted model, not a curated record. The transcript is spliced from 9 exons. Gene Ontology annotation, molecular function: threonine racemase activity; magnesium ion binding; L-serine ammonia-lyase activity. NCBI's taxonomy places the organism in Eukaryota, Metazoa, Chordata, Mammalia, Monotremata, Tachyglossidae.